AUGUCGCAAAAAACAGCGUCAUCCUUGUGCAAUGCACUCAGUAAACAUAAAAAUGAUGGACUCAAAAACGGCCGCACAACCGUUUUAAAGAAAGAUUAUGUUGGGGGUAAAGUGGAGGGAACAAUGGCUCGAGGCAAUCAGGGUCAAGACAAACGGGGAGAUCUUUUUGACGAAACAUUGGCUUCACGCGGUUUGCUCUCCGACACGCCACUAACAACAGUCACUUCUGUAACUGCAUUCUCCAUGCAAGGUGGCGCUUUCCAAAGAGUCUCAAGAAAACAUCCAACAAGGACACUUUCAACCUGCAAUUUCAGACAAAUAAAGGAUAAGGAAAUGCGUCCAUUACAUCCAUAUAAUCAAGUUGCAAUUUGUGCAAAUUUUUAA
Messenger RNA from Loa loa (African eye worm), 384 nucleotides. RefSeq lists its product as hypothetical. The coding region runs from base 1 to 384 and encodes 127 amino acids. Lineage: Eukaryota; Metazoa; Nematoda; Chromadorea; Rhabditida; Onchocercidae. The record is from RefSeq and is a predicted model, not a curated record. The transcript is spliced from 2 exons.